AAAUUUUUACCUGGCAUCUCUGUUCACGAAUGACGAAUAUUUUGUUUGCAUCAGAAACGUUUGUAGUUUGUGUAUAAAAUUUCUCAAGGAGGCCACAUAAAGAAACUUUCAAUAUUUUCCAUAUUUCGACUUUGAAGCACAAAUAAAUUAGUUCGACAACGUGUUCAUCGUAUCUGCAAAUCGAAAUGUUCGAAAUAAUACUCGAUAAUCGGAUUCUCCAGGUACAAGGCGGUGGUGACCUUCCCAGUCAAAAUAUAUGUGACUGGAUCGAAAGUGAAACGGGUCUCUCGUCAUCGGAAUAUUAUCUAACGCAAAAUGGCAAACGAAUUUCACUGUCGGAAUCAGCAUCCGCUUCGAACAGCAUUCGGCUGAAUAUCCCGAUUCGUUUGCACCAUCGAUUACCGGGUGGCAAGGGCGGUUUUGGUUCGAUGUUGCGAGCUAUCGGUGCUCAGAUCGAAAAAACUACCAACCGGGAAGCGUGCCGGGAUCUGAGCGGUCGUCGCCUCAGGGAUAUCAACGAGGAAAAGCGGCUAAAGGCAUACCUGGACAAGCAGAAGGAAGCCGAACCCGAUGAAGCGGCAAAGUUGCAGCGGAAAAUCGAUAAGCUUUUGGCGAAACCGAAGCAUGAAUUUCAUGACGAGGACUACAAUCGGACCAGAAGCGAUCUGACGCAGAACGUCGAUGAGGCCGUUCAGGAAGGAUUUCGCAAGGCAAUCCAAGCGGAAAAGGCUGCCACAGAAGCCGGUGUAAAACGAAAGGCUGAUGCCGGUCAGAAGAGCAAAGGGAUGAAGAAGAAAGCCAAGGGAACACUGUGGUUGGGAACAGACGAUUUUGGUUCAUCGUCGGACAGUGAAUCCGAUUCAGAUUCCAGUCGUUCGGACUCAGCCAGUGGGUCGUCCACGGGAACGUCGGGUUCGUGCUCAGUAGGCCAGCAGGUAAUUGCUUCUGUGAAUGAGGUAAACGGUGAGCAAGAAAAGAAAUCGGAUGCGGUGGUUGCGGCGAGUGUUUAGGGAAUCAAAAAAUAAGAAUUUAAACUAUGUACCUUCAAAAUAAAUUUUGUAUUAUGGACUACAUAUGCUACUCAA
This is a messenger RNA of Malaya genurostris, 1085 nucleotides long. Its product is annotated as splicing regulator SDE2. Bases 186 to 1010 code for a protein of 274 amino acids. The record is from RefSeq and is a predicted model, not a curated record. The transcript has 2 exons. Gene Ontology annotation, cellular component: nucleus. Lineage: Eukaryota; Metazoa; Arthropoda; Insecta; Diptera; Culicidae.